AUGAUGGGCCUCAAUGACAUCCGUGGUCUGGUGUCAUCUCUAUUCAUCAUGCUGAACAAGAAGACGCUUAUCCUGUUUCGCAUCGAGUUCCUGGUGGUAUUCGCCACAGUAUUGUUCCUUGCAAUGUUCAUUAUGGAUAUCUUUCGUCGUUACAUGCACAGUUCUGCUGCGAAAGCUAUCUUCAGCCUCUUAGAUGGGGUCUCGGACUCGAUUCUGAUCUACCUCUUGGGGGCCAUGCAAACUACACCUUUCAAGAACCAGCUAUUCCCAGUCUGGGCACUUGUACUUGUCAUCUUCCGUUACAGUGUUGACUUUAUCUCUGGUUAUGGUGUUCAUGACAAUGGUGGUCGACGGUUCACAGAGUGGAGGAAUGUGAUGAAACUUCUGGGAUCAGCCUUCUUGAAUUGGACACGAGGAUCCAGGUUUGCCGGUCCACUAUGGUCCCUUUGGGCUCUGCAGAUACUGAGGAGCUUUUACAGAUUCAAGACUCAUAAUCUGGCUUUGAAUUCUCCCUGGCAUGGCCGGAGUUCAGAGAUCAUUUCAGAACACAUGCGUGCUGAUAAUGACUUCAGCAAUUGGACUCCUGAGGAAUGCAACCCAGAGACUAUGGAAGGCUACAAAUACUUGGUCUAUGGAGAAAAGGUCAAAUUACAGAAACCCCGGUAUGUCGUGCGCAUCGACACUACCUCUACCUCCUCACAAAGAAAUGUCCAACAAGUCAGGCAGAUACCUGCUCAAGGAGAAGGCACUGCCCACUCCAAUGCGAUUACAAGGUCAUCACUAAUCACACUAGACAAGAUCUGGAGAUGCCGCAGGUACCUGCUAUCCCCUGGCCCUGGUUACAGCAACCUGGAGGACAGCAAUCAGGGAAUGGAACAAAAGGAUCUUUCUCUGGCCUUCGCCCUGUCCAGGUUGCUCCGUUGCAGGCUAGAAGGUGUACAACUGAAAAGAGUCAUCUAUCCCGCAAAUCGAAGGCUAGUCAGGAAGAGAAUCAUUGACAGGGAUGGCCCCAACGCCUUCAAGAUUUUGGAGACACAGCUGGCCUUUGUCAACGAUUAUUUCAACACACGCUAUCCUAUGGUCUUCUGGUUAGGGCUCUGUUCACUCUAUACUAAUCUUCUACUCUCUCUGAUGACCUCCAGUGUUGUCCUUUGGCUUUCUGUGGACAUCCGUAAGGUCUAUAAGCCCCCAAAAGAUGAACUUGCCCACACAGUGCAGGGGGUCAAUGUCGACAUGAUCAUCACAUGGGUUUUCAUGGCCUUUCUGAUAUUCAAAGAGAUUUGGGAGGUGGUCAUUUACUUACUCUCAGACUGGACAAGACUACUCCUGGUUUGCAAGUACACGAGGCGGUGUAGCGAGCGCCACAGGAAUCGCUUCAUGGAGAACCUAAUAUUAUCUUUUUUCACAUCUAGGAUUAUUGCUAAGAGGUGGCAUGGAUUCCUGGAUCAGUAUGUCUUCGUGCAGUCAUAUGACUACAUACCAACACAUUGGAACCGGAUUCACAAGGUGACCACUGGAGUCCUUCCAAAGAAGGACAAUGGGGAAAAGCUUGGCGAAGCCAUCGACAUUCCAGAUUGUGUCAGAUCUGAAAUCCUGGUGAAGAUCCGUGCAAUCCUGGACGUGAACAGAGAUUAUGAUGGGACCGGAAACACAGAUGAUCGUUAUCUGCCUCAGGUCAUCACAACACUUGCGGAUGAUAGAAUGGAGAGGUAUGGCUGGGCGUGCUUCCAACUGCAGACAAGCUCUCAAAUCAUUCUGGUUUGGCACAUUGCAACCAACUUCUGCCAGUUGGCACUUGCUGAGAAAAAUGGCUUUGACUUGAGCAAACCUGGGUUUCUGCCCUCCAUCUUGGGUUGCAUCACAAGUUGCUGCUCAUCAAAUGAAUAUGAGUCUAGUUUGACAGAAGAGCUCAAGGAAAAAUACCUCAUUGCAAAUAGGUUGUCCAGCUACUGUGGAUAUCUGCUUGUCUUAAAGCCUGACCUGAUUCCUGAUAGCUUUCUUGUGCCCAAGAUGGUCUUCCAAAAAGCCGUGAACGGUGCCCGUGACGGGACCCUAAAAGACUGUGAUUGUUUAGAGAAAAGGUACAGCAAAUUGAAGGAAGAAGCAAGGAUCCCUGCAGAAGACUACGACAAUGUGAAGCGGGGAGAAAAUGCUCUGAAACAAGGUGCAUUGUUGGGGAGGCAACUGAUUGAACAUGAGGGCGAAGAAGGCUGCUGGGACAUCCUGGCAGGGGUGUGGGCAGAGUUACUUAUACACAUUGCACCGACAUGGAAUGCAGAAGCACACAAGAAGUGCCUUCGGUCUGGAGGGGAGUUCAUAACCAACAUCUGGGCGUUGCUUUGGCACUGCGGCAUUGAGAAGAGCAGAUUAUGGCCAGUGGAUGAUGCCUCUGAAAACAAUGCUCCUGAAGAUCCUCAGAAUAAUGAUACUGGAAAUGGAGACAUCGACAGUGUGGAGGUGACGCAGCGAGCCGAUACCGAUAUCAGGAGCUCCCAGGUAGAAACUGAAGCUGAUGAAGAGCCUGAGGUUUUGGAAAUUGAAGAACCCGACGCAAGAAGCUUAGAGAUUAUUGGACCAAGGGGAGUGAAGAGUGGGAACUCAGAGAUUGAGGAGGUCUCUCAGGGCAAUACAGAGAAUGACUUGAAUGUUCAGACAGGCAUGGCUGCUGGCCAGGUAAACCCCUAUCAAGACCGAACUGAAGGUUGAGGACAUAUAGUUACAGAUCAUUGCUAAGACUAGUGUGAUACUAUGCAGCCAGAAGUCCUGAAAUGAUAUCUUUCAUAUUAUCUUUCACUUUGGGAUUCUGAAGUUCGUGCUUCCUAUGUAAUUGGUGAUGCUUUUUUUCCUAGAUGUUUUUAUCUUUUGUGAUAUUUUCUGGUCAACUCCCAUGUGGGAGAAUACUGUCUGGCAAGCUUUUGUGAUAUAUUCUCACUAUCAUGUAGAUUGUACUGUUACCAUGGUUUGUCCGUAACUUGUACUUUGGAAGGUGAAGUGAUUUCCAUAUACUUCUACUUUCUAUUGAGAAUUG
Messenger RNA from Panicum hallii, 3028 nucleotides. RefSeq lists its product as uncharacterized. Lineage: Eukaryota; Viridiplantae; Streptophyta; Magnoliopsida; Poales; Poaceae. The transcript is spliced from 2 exons. Bases 1 to 2706 code for a protein of 901 amino acids. The record is from RefSeq and is a predicted model, not a curated record.